Molecule: messenger RNA, 2820 nt
Organism: Ceraceosorus guamensis
Lineage: Eukaryota; Fungi; Basidiomycota; Exobasidiomycetes; Ceraceosorales; Ceraceosoraceae
Product: DUF300-domain-containing protein
Exons: 4
Coding region: 281-2605 (774 amino acids)
Biological process (GO): transport
Molecular function (GO): transporter activity
Source: RefSeq, a predicted model, not a curated record
UGUGCCCACUACUCUCACUACUCAUCCCUCCGCUCACUGCGCACAAGCCUGACCGAUAGGCAGCUCGACCGAAAAGGAGGUCGAUCCAUGCAUCUGUCAACAGACUUGAGACAUGCAUUCCUUCACGAAGCGAAUCCACAUGACCCUUGCCAUUGCAACACUUGAGACAAGGUGGCCAGUCGGUGCGCUCUAAUUCAUAGCGGUGCUCGCCGCUUCCCACUUCCCGCUUCCCGCUUAUCGCUCUCCCUCAUCCCCUCUUGGCGCCAGAAGCAUUCUCAAGAUGGUCUGGUCGCCACCUUUGCUGUCCCAAUGGUCGCAACUCCAAUGGCUGAGCGCCAAGUCUGGACAAGGCAUGACCACGCAGUCAGAGUCAGCAUCGCUGCCGAAUGAGUACAUCACCGCUUGUGCGGUAGCCGCCCUCUUCUCGACCCUGCUAUCUUUCUACUCCAUCAACUCACACCUCAGAGCCUACCGCAAGCCGGUUCUGCAGCGGUCAGUGGUACGUCUGCUGCUCAUGGUGCCCAUCUACAGUCUCAGCAGCUUGGCGAGCAUCACGAGCUUGGAAGGAGCCUUCUUUAUCGAUUUGGUCAGGGACAUAUACGAAGCGUUUGUCAUUUACUGCUUCUUUGCGCUUCUGGUGGAGUAUCUUGGGGGAGAGCGGUCACUACUUAUUCUGGCUCAUGGCAGGGCACCCACCAAGCAUCCUUUCCCAUUCAAUCUCCUCUUUCAACCCAUGGACGUCAGCGACCCUUACACGUUUCUAGCGCUCAAGCGAGGCAUCCUCCAGUACGUUCAAGUCAAGCCCGUGCUCGCGGUCGCCACAGUAUUUCUCAAAAUCACUGGUCACUAUGAAGAAGGCAAAUUGAGCUGGACAAACGGUUACACCUACGUCAGCUUCGUCUACAACUUCAGUGUCUUUCUGUCGCUGUAUGCGCUGGCCAUGUUUUGGGCUUGCUUGUCUGAAGAUCUUGCGCCUUUCAGAGUCACUUCCAAGUUUUUGUGCAUCAAGGGCAUCAUCUUCUUCAGCUUUUGGCAAGGCCUUGCAGUCUCCAUCCUGGUAGCUGCCGGUGCGAUCACGAACAUCGGGCCGAUCAGCGAUCAAGCAAAGCUUGCGCUGGCUAUUCAGGACAUGCUGGUCAGCUUUGAGAUGCCGCUCUUUGCAUUGGGCCACGCUUAUGCCUUCUCGCCCAGAGACUAUGUGGAUCCCUUUGCGCACUAUGCGGCUAGGCUGCCCGCACUGUAUGCGCUUCGCGAUGCGACCGGAGGCUAUGACGUGCUUUCAGACAGCGUAGGCACGCUGAGCGGAAAGGGCUAUGGGUACCAGACGUUUGAGCCGAGCGAGGGCGUAGUUCAUCAAGGGCUGGGGAGGAUUAGGCGUAGCAAGGCCGGAUUGCGUUAUACCCAAGGCGGCAAAGGAAAGUACUGGCUGCCGCAAUGGGCUGCGGUCGAUGGCUCUCUAGAUGGUCCCCUCGGCACGCGCCACAGAGGCCCCGCCACCACAUUCAAGCAAUGGCUCGAUCAUCGGGUCAUGGCGCGAGAGGGCUACGCGCCGCUUUUAGAAACAGAAGCAGAAGACAUUGUGCAUCCUGAUCCCGACGCUUCAAAGCCUGGCGAUGAUCCUGGAGAGGGCGCAGAUGAGGCAGGCCCGUCGCGUAUAAAUCCCAGAGCUGCUGCCUCUGCUGCGGUCGCUCGGGCGGAACAGACAUGGCAUCGCUUGCACCCCGAUGCAGAGGCGGACAACUCGACGCUGGAAUUUGACGAGCCGCAAGUGGACGCUGAUCUGGAGAAGCUCUUUACGGAAAGCAGGAAUCUGCGACACGGGGACUAUGCCUAUCCGACUGUGGAUGUCGGAAUGGAAGAGCAGCGACGGCGAUCGCGCGAGAGGGACGAUCAAGCUAUCAAGCGUCACAAACAGCGCAAAGACCAGAAGUCCAAAGUCGGCAAGGUAAUGGACGAUGAAUCGCAACAGGCCAAGCGCGCGUCUCAAGCCAGUCAGGACACUGCCGCAGACUACGGUGCCACCGGCGAGAGCUCAGAACAGACUCACACGGAGUCUGAUGCGCCUAAGAAGGAGAGCAAAGGCUGGUUCUGGAACAGGAAGCCGAAGAGAGCCAAACCCUCUGACGAAGAAGAGGGACCACCACAAGGAAUCGUAGACAUCUUCGUCCAGGAUCGAGAAGCUGAAGAGCGGCAAAGAUUGAGAGAGAGGCGUAGAGGUGACCCUGCACUCAGAGCCGGUCAUCAUACACGCAUCUUUCGGCGGCAAUGGGAGGGGCAGGCGGAAGUCACAUCAAGCAACUCCGACGUUAGCUCUCCACCCCAAAGCGCUGUGGACGAUUCUGCCUCGCAAGACACAGCGCAGCCUAGCGAGCCGGUAGGCUCCAAGCGCAGAGAGCGGGGGCCAAAGCAGCAACCUUUCGAUCAUGCCAGGGUUGCUGAAGAGACGGCUGCUGAGGCGGAGAUGCAGGCUCAUCCUGAAGCCGAGAGAAUUGGCAAGGAUGGCGAUGCGUCAGACCCUAAGGGCUCGGUCAUCGCGGCUGAUACCGGCAAAAAUGACGUCGUAUCACGCGAGACUGCUCUACCUCGCUUGUCCAAGGGUCACUGAGGCAUGAGGCACCUUGGCCAGCGUGCACGUCGUCCCAAUUUGCAAGCACAUACUCGGAGAGUCGCUGGUUGUAAUUCUAUCAUUACUGACACUUCUAUGCGUACCUUCACUGGAUCGAGACCCGACCGCCCUUCUGACUAUAGAGCCGCAAGCCUUGAUCUAUUCUAUCUUCUGCUUUGUCUGCUGCACCUUGGCCUUGAGCUGUUCAACCGCCU